AUGGCUAGCAAGUCGGUCACAAUCACUAGGCGACAUAACACCCCCAUUUCGUUGCAUACUUCAACACAAUGGAUAGAAAAUAAGCAAACGGACCAUGAUUCCGUAUACAAUGCACAAGAGGACAAGUCGAGCUUCAUGCAGAGGCUCGCUUACCACUGUGUCACAUUAUGGAUGUUCACAAAGAGUGAUAUGCCCACCUCCACUGGCAUCAACACCACGUUUGCUAUCGCAGGGAUUCUGGCCGGCCCAGGAACCAUCUGCAACGCAGAUAUCCACUGGUCAGAUAUGGGCAAAGGGAUCCUUGUGGCUCUCUACUUUACCUGGCAUUUGACCUUGUGUUUCAAUCUCGGAAACCAACGUCAGCCUCAAUCUGUCAUCGAGGAUGGCGCAAACAAGCCUUGGCGACCCAUUCCAGCUGGUCGAAUCUCACCUGAGUUGACCCAUCUGUGGCAGCUGACGGCGAUUGCAACACUCCUGGUGUUGUGCUACACUGUCAUGGGGGGCUGGCAAGAGACUUGCUUCUACCUCUUUUGCACAUGGCUCUACAACGAGCGUGCUUGGGGUGACAAGAGCUGGUGGCAGCGCGCCCUGAUGAAUGGUUGUGGAAUCACCACCAACCGCGUGGCAACUCUCCGUGUAGCUGUCAUGGCCAUCCAGGCCAACACGGAUGUUGACUUCGAGUUCACCAACAAGGGUCUAGGCUGGUUUCUAAUGUCUGCCGCCCUGGUCGUCACCACCAUCCAGGUUCAAGACCUGCGCGACCAGGAAGGCGACAAACUGAUCGACCGCCAGACCUUUCCACUAAUUCUUGGCGACGCCCCGACACGCUGGAUCACGGCUACGGCUGUUUGUAUUUGGUCCGCGGUCUGCCCCCUUUACUGGGGUCUCGGCGUCGUGGGCUGCAUGCUGCCCAUGGUUACUGGGGCUCUUGUAGCAGCACAUAUGCUCAUCUGCCGCACUCGUAAGAGUGAUCAGACAAGCUUCCGACUCGUGGCAGCUUGGUGGGUCUCACUCUAUUUCCUCCCCAUGAUGAGUGCGCGAGGAUUGUAA
Molecule: messenger RNA, 1050 nt
Organism: Fusarium coffeatum
Lineage: Eukaryota; Fungi; Ascomycota; Sordariomycetes; Hypocreales; Nectriaceae
Exons: 2
Coding region: 1-1050 (349 amino acids)
Cellular component (GO): membrane
Molecular function (GO): transferase activity, transferring alkyl or aryl (other than methyl) groups
Source: RefSeq, a predicted model, not a curated record